AUGUCUAGAAACAACACUCUGCACUUUCAAUGGCUAGAACUCUAUAGAGUUAAGUCCAUCAAUCAAGAACUAGAUUUCUAUCAUCUUGAAAAGUUAGACAGCACUGAAAUCAAAGAAUCUAUUGCAGAAAGCAGAUUAAAGAAGUACCUUAUGAGAUCUGAAAUGAAGCAGCUUAGUGAUAGUCCAGCAGAUUCAGAUAAAGAGAUGGAGAAUGUUUCUCAAAAAUAUGCCACAAGAAGCCAGUCUAAUAUUCUCUCUAGUAGUUUCUUGAAUAUUAGCUUCUUGAAUAGAGGGGAUGACCAAGAUCAGAGUGAGAGCAAAAAUGAAAAUGAUCAAGAAGAAAUGAAGCAAAUAUAA
Coccidioides immitis RS is the source of this 357-nucleotide messenger RNA. RefSeq lists its product as uncharacterized. Bases 1 to 357 code for a protein of 118 amino acids. The transcript has a single exon. NCBI's taxonomy places the organism in Eukaryota, Fungi, Ascomycota, Eurotiomycetes, Onygenales, Onygenaceae. The record is from RefSeq and is a predicted model, not a curated record.